This is a messenger RNA of Penaeus vannamei (Pacific white shrimp), 4210 nucleotides long. RefSeq names its product protein argonaute-2 (gene AGO1). NCBI's taxonomy places the organism in Eukaryota, Metazoa, Arthropoda, Malacostraca, Decapoda, Penaeidae. The record is from RefSeq and is a predicted model, not a curated record. Gene Ontology annotation, biological process: regulatory ncRNA-mediated post-transcriptional gene silencing. Gene Ontology annotation, molecular function: protein binding; RNA endonuclease activity; single-stranded RNA binding.
AGAAAAGAACCAGCGCCUCAGUCUUACACAGGAAGUCCCAUAGAACGCCAUUUUCAAGUGCUGAGAAUUUAAUCCAUUUCCUCCUUCAAUUAGCAACUAUUGUAGAGUUCAUGUACCCUGUUGGGCAGCCACCUGGUCCUCCUGGCCCACCCGGUCCCUCGGGUCCGGGUGGACCCCCAGGACCAGCUGGCCCCCCAGUGCCCCGACCCUUGAACCUACCGCCGGGACCGACGCCGGUCCCUGGCCCCAUCACUACCAUUGUACCGCAAGCCCCUGGUACGCCAGCUGUUGCAACAGGGACAGGCAUGACUGCCCUCCUACCGCCAGAACUACCUACUUUUGUAGCACCAAGAAGACCGAAUCUCGGGCGAGAAGGUCGACCUAUCACGUUGCGGGCCAAUCACUUCCAGAUCUCUAUGCCAAGAGGUUACAUUCACCACUAUGAUAUUAGUAUUACCCCUGACAAAUGCCCGCGCAAGGUUAAUCGGGAAAUUAUUGAGACGAUGGUCCAUGCUUUCCCUAGAAUUUUUGGCACUCUAAAGCCUGUCUUCGAUGGGAGAAGCAAUUUAUACACCAGAGAUCCCCUGCCCAUUGGUAAUGAAAAAAUGGAGCUAGAGGUAACGUUACCAGGGGAAGGACGUGACAGGGUGUUCAAGGUAGCGAUGAAAUGGUUAGCACAAGUAAAUCUAUAUACGUUAGAAGAAGCAUUGGAAGGACGGACAAGAACCAUUCCUUAUGAUGCAAUACAGGCACUAGAUGUCGUGAUGCGUCAUUUGCCAUCCAUGACGUACACCCCAGUGGGCAGGUCCUUCUUCUCCGCUCCAGAUGGCUAUUAUCACCCCUUGGGAGGUGGAAGGGAAGUGUGGUUUGGCUUCCACCAAAGUGUAAGACCUUCACAGUGGAAGAUGAUGCUAAACAUUGACGUGUCAGCUACAGCAUUUUACAAGGCCCAGGCAGUAAUAGAAUUUAUGUGUGAAGUGUUAGAUAUUCGAGAAAUAGGUGAGCAGAGGAAACCUCUAACGGAUUCCCAGCGUGUCAAGUUCACAAAGGAAAUUAAGGGUCUGAAGAUUGAGAUCACACACUGUGGUGCGAUGCGAAGAAAGUACAGGGUGUGCAAUGUCACAAGAAGACCAGCACAGAUGCAGUCGUUCCCAUUGCAGCUAGAGAAUGGUCAGACUGUGGAAUGUACUGUUGCAAAAUAUUUCCUUGACAAAUACAAAAUGAAACUCAGGUUCCCCCAUCUACCUUGCCUUCAGGUGGGACAAGAACACAAACACACAUACCUUCCUCUGGAAGUAUGCAACAUAGUACCUGGACAACGAUGCAUCAAGAAACUAACAGACAUGCAGACAUCUACCAUGAUCAAGGCAACAGCUAGAUCUGCACCUGAUAGGGAGAGAGAGAUCAACAAUCUGGUCCGAAAGGCAGACUUUAACAAUGACCCGUACAUGCAAGAAUUUGGUCUGACGAUCAGUACAGCUAUGAUGGAGGUCCGAGGUCGCGUACUCCCACCCCCAAAGCUCCAAUAUGGAGGGCGAACAAAGCAGCAAGCUCUGCCCAACCAGGGGGUGUGGGACAUGAGAGGGAAACAGUUCUUCACAGGGGUAGAAAUCCGCGUGUGGGCCGUUGCAUGCUUCGCCCCACAGCGCACAGUGAGAGAAGAUGCGCUGCGCAAUUUUACACAGCAACUACAAAAGAUUAGUAAUGAUGCUGGCAUGCCCAUCAUUGGCCAGCCGUGCUUCUGCAAGUAUGCCAACGGUCCUGACCAGGUAGAGCCCAUGUUCCGUUACCUGAAGAGCACAUUCACCGGUCUGCAGCUUGUUUGUGUUGUUCUACCAGGCAAAACUCCUGUCUAUGCUGAAGUGAAGCGUGUGGGUGACACUGUCUUGGGAAUGGCUACCCAAUGUGUCCAGGCCAAGAAUGUGAACAAAACCUCACCGCAAACACUGUCCAACCUCUGUCUCAAAAUAAACGUGAAGUUGGGAGGCAUCAACUCCAUUCUUGUUCCAGGCAUCAGACCAAAAGUGUUCAAUGAGCCUGUGAUCUUCCUGGGUGCUGAUGUAACUCAUCCACCAGCGGGUGAUAAUAAGAAGCCGUCCAUUGCAGCCGUAGUAGGAUCUAUGGAUGCUCAUCCAUCACGCUAUGCUGCAACUGUCCGGGUCCAGCAGCACAGACAGAAUGGAUCAACAACACAAGGCCAAAGUGCCAGUGACGGCUCGCGACCCAGACAACUGACUUUCGCGAGGACGGCACAUGACGAGGUGAUCCAGGAACUCUCUUCUAUGGUGAAGGAGUUGCUCAUCCAGUUCUACAAGUCUACGCGGUUCAAGCCCAACAGGAUCAUCCUUUAUCGGGAUGGUGUGAGCGAAGGACAAUUCCAGACUGUGCUCCAGCAUGAGCUGACUGCCAUGAGAGAGGCUUGCAUAAAGUUGGAAGCGGACUACAAGCCUGGCAUCACGUACAUUGCUGUGCAGAAGAGACAUCAUACAAGAUUGUUCUGUUCUGACAAGAAAGAACAGAGUGGCAAGAGUGGUAAUAUUCCUGCAGGUACAACUGUUGAUGUGGGCAUCACGCAUCCAACUGAGUUUGACUUCUACCUCUGCUCUCAUCAGGGCAUCCAGGGCACAAGUCGUCCCAGUCACUACCAUGUUCUGUGGGAUGAUAACCACUUUGACAGUGAUGAGCUGCAGUGCCUGACCUACCAGUUGUGUCAUACCUAUGUAAGAUGUACACGAUCAGUCUCCAUACCUGCUCCAGCCUAUUAUGCUCACCUGGUAGCCUUCAGGGCUCGUUAUCAUCUCGUCGAAAAGGAGCAUGACAGUGGAGAGGGGUCACACCAAUCUGGCAACAGUGAGGAUCGCACACCAUCUGCCAUGGCAAGGGCAGUUACAGUGCAUGUCGACACAAACAGAGUCAUGUACUUCGCUUAACAUCUCUCCUUACCUAGUCUGCCUCAAGGUUCACAACAUCAUCAUGCAAGAAGAAGAGUCUGGUCUUAAAAGUGGGCUCAUUUGCAGAAGAACUCGUCGAUGGAUCCUCUUCAUUGUGGUUAAUUUUAAUUGAUAGAUGACCAUUUUAAGCUGACUUUUUUUUUUCUUCUUUUCUUUGACUGGUUUGGAACUUUCACAGAUUUUAUAUUUUGUUUUUAUGGUACGAUGGAUUUUUUUUAUUUGAUAAUGGCCCAAAUUAAUUGCACAUGAUAAAAUGUGUGUGUAAAUAUUGACCAUAACUAUGGAUUUUCUAGCGAUUGUGUAGUAUCAUGAACUUGCACUUAAUUACUAGCUUUAAAUUUUAAGAUUUCCACUUUGAGGUUCACCACCUCUUGUUAUAUUUUGGAAACCAACAAUUGAAUUGUCUUUAUUUCAUUUAUUUAUUUUUUCACAAUAAUACUUCUGGGUGAAUUCAGUUGAUACUUUCACCCUUUGCACGAUCUGUGAAAUUUACCAUUCUCUGUAGAACCAUUAAAAUGGUCACACGUUGAAUGUUUAAGGAAGAUGGAAUCAUGUACCUGCUGAAAUGUACCUCAUGCCUCCCAUAGAUGUUGGCUUGUGUACCACAUGCGUUUGUUGCAUGCUGAGUCAGUGCAUGGUAGGUUCAUGUCUUUGUGCAUGCUCCAAAGCAUGGGGAUAACUUCUGUGACAGCAGCAUUAAGCUUGCAUUUUCAUUACAUCAAGUAAUAUUGAAUUUUUAAGUGUACUGGUGUAUUUUGUAUGGAAUGCACUUGUGUGGUGCACAACUCUUUAACGAGUCAUAAUUUUGAUCACUAUUACAUGCAGUCUGGUGAGUAGUGAUGGGGUUUCAGCAGUGGAGUGCUGAUAUUUAUUGAUUCGUGCUCAUUCUUUCUUUGCUGUAAAGCAUAUUAUUCUGAAUGUAAUCAGUAUGAUUUUUAAAAUUUUCCAUUUGUUUAUUGUGUCAAAAAGUGUACAUUUUGAACUCCAUGAUUACUGACCAGAGAGCAUGUAGGUGUUGUAUGGAUAAUGCCGGGAAAUCCAAAGCCACAGCGACAUGGGGUUUUAAUGAAUUAAGGUUUAAGGCUCCUGCAGUCAUAUUUUUUACUGCCAUUAAUGUUUUUAUUUUUAUUUGUUUUUUUUUAUUAUUAUUUUUUAAAUGUGUAAAGGGUUUAAUAACCCUUGAACUCAUGUGUAUAUAGCUGGAAGGGGCAUUGCACUUGCAUAAAAUUAGUAGGAUACUAUGUUUAUGGAACAUUGUC